AUGGAGGGUAAGCAGAGCACGGUAGGGAAAACCAUUCCGGUGAUGAAGAAGGAGGUUCAAGCACUAGCCGAGAAGAAGGCGGCGGAGGCCAUCCAGCGAUACAUGAGGCCCGAACUGGUGGAGAGCCCCAACGAUAUGGUUGUGGUUGCUCAUGAUGAUGAUGGUGAGACUGAGAGCAUUCCUAUGAUUGACCUUGCUAGGCUUGUUGAUUCCCAGACCUCGCAGCAGGAGGCUGCCCUGCUCAAGUCUGCGUGUGAGGAGUGGGGGUUCUUCCAGGUGAAAAACCAUGGAGUUCCGGACACGGUUCUUGAAAAGAUGAGCAACAACCUGGAUAACAGUAAGAAGCUAAGCAUUGUACAAGGGCCCCAGAUCAAGAGACAUGGUGCAUGGGUGCCAAUAAAACCCCACUCCAAAGCACUGGUUGUCAAUGUUGGCGACAUUCUUGAGAUAUUGACAAAUGGGAAGUACCAGAGCAUUGAGCACAGGGUCACCGUUAAUCCUCACGAUGGGAGGAUGUCCAUUUCUGCAUUUCAUUUCCCAAAGUUUGAUAUGAGUGUGGGUCCACUAUCUGAAAUAGUUGGAGGAGAGCUCAAGAAACACAAGACCCUGGGAGUGGACGAGAUUGCUAAGGUUGCUUUCUCCCCGAAAUUUUUUGCUGAUGGGAAGAAAAUCAGAGAGUAUGCCAUGUUCGACAAAACCAUUCCGGUGAAGGACGUUCAAGCACUAGCCAAGAAGAACGCGGCCGACCUGACGGCGGAGGCCAUCCAGCGAUACAUCAGGCCGGAUAUGGAGAGCCCCAAUGAUAUGGUUGUGGUUGCUCAUCAUGAUGAUGGUGAGAGCAUUCCUAUGAUUGACCUUGCUAGGCUUCUUGAUUCCCAGACCUCGCAGCAGGAGGCUGCCAUGCUCAAGUCUGCGUGUGAGGACUGGGGCUUCUUCCACGUGAAAAACCAUGGAAUUCCUGACACAGUUCUUGAAAAGAUGAGGAACAACCUAGAGUACUUCUUCAGACUUUCCCAGGACAAGAAGAAGAAAUUUGGUCAGGGAAUCCACUACUCCUCUGAGGUGAUGAGGAUCGCUCACUCGCUCAUGCAGAUGAUCGCCAAAAACCUAGGUGUUGAUCCCGACAAAUUUAGAGAUAGAUACGGCAGUGUUCAGGCACUAGCGAUGGCCUGCUACCCUGCAUGCCCCGUUGCUCAUGAUAAGGGCUCCAGAUCAAGAGACAUGGUGCAUAUAUGGGUGCCCAUAAAACUCCACUCCGAAGCACUGGUCGUCAAUGUUGGCGACAUUCUUGAGAUAUUGACAAAUGGCAAGUAUCUGAGCAUUGAGCACAGGGUCACCGUUAAUCCUCAGAAGGAGAGCAUGUCCAUUUCUGCAUUUCACGCACCAAAGGUUGAUACGAGCGUGGGUCCACAUUCUGAAAUAGCUGCAGGAGAGCUCGAGAAAUACAAGACCCUGAGAGUGGACGAGAUUAUUUCUGUUGGCAACAAACAUGAUGGGAAGAAAGCCAAGUAUGGCCUGUUCAGCAUCUGA
This is a messenger RNA of Miscanthus lutarioriparius, 1530 nucleotides long. The record is from the annotation of a GenBank genome assembly. Lineage: Eukaryota; Viridiplantae; Streptophyta; Magnoliopsida; Poales; Poaceae.